AAGAGCAGAGGGUGUUGGUUUUUUUUAAAAGGACACGAUCGCAAGUGAAUAUUCUUAGUUACCAUGUAUAGCAUUUACCUCUUAGUGCUAUACCUGAUCUAUGUUAUCUAUCGUAUCUACGUCUUAAUUCGUUACGUGGUCCUCUAGACCUCACGUACAUAGACUUCGUAAAACAUAUAAAUAGUGUUAACAUUACAUACGAAUCGCACAAACUUUGUUUCAUGCUCAUCAUCGUCCAUUUACUUUCGUAAUUGUAUUUGAUACUUGGCUUUAUUUCGUUCGCUUAGAGAUAAAAAGAAAAAAGAGAAGGAAGGAAGAGAGCGAUAGAAUUUGAGGAUCCAUAGUAGAUCGUUAAGAAGCUGAUAAAAAUUAUGGAACCGAUCGAUAUAUUAGAGUCAUUCUACGUUUUCGAAGCUUGAUCAUGACAUAUAGUUUUUACCUCGUUGUGUUGUUCGCUAUAUUUAUAUUGCUAUAUUUUUAUCGUAUCGUCGCUUCCCUUUCGUACAAUCUGUGCAUCUUUAACGAGUGUAAAGGCUGUAGUAGCAUAGUGCCGAACAAGUCAGCCGUAGAGAAACGAUCCUUAAGAAAGAGCUGAAAGCGUCCUUGUCCUAUUUUGUUUUUCAUGUGACAAUUUAGUGAAGAUCCUAUUGUCGAGUUAUCAAUAGAUUCACUGACCGUUACGUGACGUCUUGUAAGAACCUAUUAUUCGUGCUCUGAAUGAAACGAAAAUUUAAUAGGAUAAAGUAUUUCCAACUUACAGUACAAUUUUUUAAAUUCAGAACAGGAACAUCGCAGAGUCUAGAUUAUACUAGAACUUGAUGUUCUAAUCUCGGCUUUAAAAUGAUUUUGAUAUUUGUGCAGGGUAACAAGUUAUAAGUGUACUAACGAAACGAGUUUGGCGUACAGUAGUAUAAUGCGAAACGAGUCAGGCAACCAACCUGUGGAUAAGCUUAUGCACUGGUCUCUGGAGCGUAACAUUUUAUCAACGAAACUCUGGAUGCUAGUUUUAUUUGCCAUACGAUUAACAACAAAUUCGUACAUUUACAUCGAACUUCCUUUAUUUUAUUUUCUGUUUAAAUUAAACGGAUUUACAAAUUUUCACGCUAUAUUUUAUCGACAGGAGAUAAAUUAAAAAGUUGUUGUUAUCUAGACUCCCAAAUUUUGGUAAUUUCCUAAUAAUUGGAAUGUGACCAACUCUCGACAUGCAAAUUGCUUUCAGUUUAAGCACAGAUUGUACAGAAAAAGUGAUUCAAUAAAGAAUAUACUUUAAAUUAAUUAUAAUUAUAAUAAUACUAUAAUUAUAAAUAAUAAUUAAAAAAAUAAUUAUAAAUAAUAUUAUAAUUAUAAUUACAUAAAUUAUUUACAAUUAAUUAAUACUAAUUGUUUCUGCUGAUAAGUGCAAGCUGUUUCAAUCAGUUUUCCAAUUAGCUUUUUCAAUAAUAACGAAAUGAAGUGAUAUAAAAGGUAAAGGAUCUGAUUUUCGAUUACCAAUAAUCUAUAUAAGGUAUAUCAUCUUCAUUCGAAAUCAUUUUAUAUCUGAUAUAUUCCGUUUGUUAUAAUCUACCUGCCACCUUCGAUAUUCUCAUCGUUUGUUCUAACAGAGAUUGAAGAAAUUGAAUGUCAUACGAAAUGGAUAACAACGUACGGGUCAUUUCGAAAUCGAAAAUUAUGUUAAUUUACUGUUUCUAUAUCAUCGUGAUAAUUAUCGUAUACGUGAUAUAUCGGAUAUACAUGAUUGUCAAUCCGAAUUGCUCAAACGAAGAAGUAGACAGAACGUAAUUCAAUACAUUUUCGCAAAAACUUUUCUAUCCGAUUUAAUGUCAACGCUAUUAGCAUAAAUGGUGUUUGUAACAGUAUGGCAGUGUUUAGCGCAAUGUUUGCUAGCGCACAAAUGUCUGCUUUUAUCUCGACGUUCCCUGUACUGUAUUUACUAUGGCACGCGAGACUCCUUUCGCUAAUAAUACGAAUUCUCUGGGUAAUUACUUCCUAUAUAAAACAGGAUCUUGAAUGAACAAUUCGUAGCGCGUUUUAAUUAAAAAUUCGCUUAGAACAGCGGAAAUUCAUCUUUGCUACAAGUGUUAGCGAAUAAUAGAGCAAAAAUUGGAUAUUUUCGAGAACCGUAAAUCCAUACACAUUUUAAUGAUAUUUUCAAAGAAUACGCAUUUACACACACACACAGAGAGAGAGAGAGAGAGAGAGAGAGAGAGAGAUGAAAGGGACUGAAGCAUUAUUACUGUCUUCCACUCACGUUUUAUGAUUUUGUUCGGGUACAGCGGAUGUUGUAUUAACUUUUUCUUUGACCGAAGACCUAAUCUUUCUGCAUAAAGGCCGUCUCUCUGCUCCUUUCUUACCGUACAAUAUGGUACGGCGUAAUUUUUUUGCAUCGCGUUAUCGUUUCCUGCUGUAUUGUAUUUAUUUUUCACUCCUGCUAUACAUACACAGCCGUAUAAGAGCAAAGGCGAGGCAAGUUACAUAAGAACAGAGAAAACUGAUCAUUAUCAAACUGUCGUUCAAUACAAAGGGCAAAUAGCGAAACAUGUUAAUCACGUAAAGUUAAAAUUUUCCGUAAGUCAUAGUGGAGGAAUCUUUUACGCGUAGUAAAAAUAUUUUACGUUAAAUAACUAAAAAUUCCAUACGACACACAUACGUACGUACGUGUGUGCGUGGAUAAAUGUAACGAGAGACAGACAAACAGACAGACAGAAAAAGAGAAAAGAUAUGUAAUAGGUAUACUACAGUAGUAGACUGACAAGCCAAGUCAGACAUGCGCUCUUAAAGAGGGAAUCGCGGCAGUGAAAGAGCUCGAGAGCAAAACCCACGUUUCAGUUUGUCGCGUGUGCUGGCACGGCGCGCAUAUCGUUCCGCGAAUCUCGGUAAACGAUGUCGAGAAAUAUGUGGAUCGUUUCGACGAAAAAAAACGCGUGCAACGCGAUCGUUUCGACCGACAAGUACGUGUCUCAUGCGUUUCGUUUCACGUGAAUUUUCGCGGAGAGAAGACAAAGCUAUCAUCGAGGGGAAACAAAAAUCGAACACGAUACAAUCGCGAUAUCGAUACGAAUUCGUGAAAAUACAGAAGCACGAUCACAUCUAUCAGGUUCAUAAUCUGAGAAUAAGCUUCGUUCGAUUAAUUGACGUAUUAUGUCACAUUCCCGUACAAUCUGCCGUCGCAAACACGAAUGAUUCGGAACUCUGUAUCAAUCGUCGACCGUUUGGUUGCGUCGUGAAUCGUUUUAAUCUAUUGCCACCGGCUGCAUCGGUAUCAUUCAUCAUAAUUCGUGUUACGGUGGAAUGUGGCCAAUCAGAAGCAGUAUUUUCGAUAAUUUUCCUGGAAACAAGACAAAAGCCAACCGCAAUUACCCCGAAUAUGAAGAGACAUUGUGUUCGCAGCUCACAGUCAGCGGUUCGUGCGGUUGUAUUUCGACUAAUACAGAUCGUGUGAAUAUCGUUCGCUCGAUAUUCCUAAUUUAACGAUAAGAAUAUCGUCGAUCCAUCUCCUAUGAAAAUCCUGAUGAAAGAAGAAAAUCUCGUUCGUCGUGGCGUUCAGUAUAAAAUGUUGUUCGCGUGUUUGAUCGUUCUCCAAUACUCUUUGUUCCAAACCAACGUCGGAUUAAGUCAUUCCUUCAAAGUCAAAGGAAAAACCGAUGGAAUCUCGUAUCGAUGUAAAGCUGAUCCUUGUUACCCAGACGGAUAUUAUAAAAUAUUUAUAUUAUAAAACGCACAGUAUUUACGGUGUUCCCUUAGUGUUUACGUAGAAAACAACUUGCAGCAUUCGCAGAUAUCGUACGGCUAUAUUGUUAAUUGCCUUGUGGCAAUUAGCAAUCAAACGGUACUCAUUAGAGCGAAAUAAUGACGGAUUCGCCAAUACCGUCGGUCAGCAACAUUCAGAGUCGCACUCAUACCGCAAGCCAGUCUCAAGUUCAAACGCAAAUUCAAGAUGACAAGAACGAGAAAACGGAGAAGGCUGUUCUUUUGCAAAUUCAAGAGAUCAACAACCAAGUGGCGCAAUUCCGCGAUCUGCUGAUAAACAUCGGCCAACCACGAGACUGUCCGGAACUUCGAGAGAAAAUUCGGAGAUUACGACGACAUUGCGUAGAAGCGUGUAGAAACACGUCCCAGCUCAUACUGCCACAAGUACGAAGAACAACGGAUAUCGGGAUCCCUGUUGACUGCCCAAAUUUGAUGCUGCUCUUUUAUGUUGUACAAUUAUUCCUGCGCGAGCUCUGCAAAAGUAAGAACCUCAUCCGCAUCGUGCCGAUGGAUAUGACGGAAUAUUACGAAACUCGAGCCGGGCCAUCCAACAUCGGCAACGUGAUCUCGCAGAUAGUCCUCUGUAAGCAGAUCACACCGGAUUUCUACGAGGAAGAAUUGUGCAGCAUCCAAAAGGACUCCGAGGAAAUUCGAGGCUUGAUGAACGAACUGCAAGAAUUUAUGCCCCAGUCGGGUGGCGAUAUAGAAAAGUACUCGGCUUUACAGAGUGCCGGAAGUAGGGGUAACCGUCCCAACGGCAGACGGAUGCAUCGAUGGAACCAAAGCCACGAAAGGCCUAGCAGGCCUACCAGACAAUCGUCCUACUUUCGCGGAGCUUUGAAUCUCUUUUGUUGCGCCGCAAGAGCCAACUAUGUUUAAUCGAACUAAACGUAUUUGCCCACCUUUCUCUUAAAAAAAUCGUUUCACAAAAGUUUUUAAUAAUUUAUAUGCCUAAUUUCCUUUCGUUUUUAAUUUUCUAUCUGUAAAUUUUAAGAAUAAGUGAUAAAAGGAGAACAAAUUUUCGCUAUAUUUUUAAAUCAAAAGGAUAUUCAACUCUAGUCGAUUAGUCGAUAAGAAACCUGAUACUGAAGCUUUAUUUAGUUCAUAAGUACGGAUCUCUAAAUAUAGAAACAUAUUCGGUAUUUUUAUAAAAAAGUUUCAUUUACUGCGUAAUCGUUUAAAUAUAUUGAAAAAUCUGACUUAAACUUACGGUGCAAGUGAGUUGUUGCAUUGUUGAUCGACCACUCGGUUCCAUAAAAUUAUGAAGACAGAUCGAUUUCUUGAUAAAAUUUAAUUAGACUUUCUCUCGUCCAUCGAUCAACACCAACGGCAUAAUAGCAUCUAGCAUUUAAAGAAAAAAAGAGUCAAUGUAAAAACAAUCAUUAUAGAUGUGACAUUGUCGUUUAUUUGUGUAUUUACUACUCGAAAUCCGAACUGUGAUGAACGAGCUCAAA
Messenger RNA from Bombus huntii, 5201 nucleotides. RefSeq lists its product as uncharacterized. Gene Ontology annotation, biological process: G protein-coupled receptor signaling pathway; vesicle-mediated transport. Lineage: Eukaryota; Metazoa; Arthropoda; Insecta; Hymenoptera; Apidae. Bases 3847 to 4626 code for a protein of 259 amino acids. The transcript has 5 exons. Gene Ontology annotation, cellular component: neuron projection; membrane. The record is from RefSeq and is a predicted model, not a curated record.